Messenger RNA from Zychaea mexicana, 891 nucleotides. RefSeq lists its product as uncharacterized. The transcript has 2 exons. Lineage: Eukaryota; Fungi; Mucoromycota; Mucoromycetes; Mucorales; Lichtheimiaceae. Bases 1 to 891 code for a protein of 296 amino acids. The record is from RefSeq and is a predicted model, not a curated record.
AUGACUCACGCAUCCAUUUGCACUGGUGUGCUCACAACUAACGUCGAAUACAGGGUUCGCGAUCGCGGUCCACGGGAGGCCUAUGCCAGAUUUACAAUCUUGUGCGAAGGAAAUUAUAUCAAUGUGACGGCUGCCAAACCUGAGUGCGUUAUGUAUUUGACUGAAAACAACGUUGCCGAAGGGCACGCAAUCGUUGUCUACGGCCCCUUCAAAAUUUCCAAGUAUCGGGGCAAUCGAGGCACGUACCAAACAGCAUUCCGCCUCAACGCUCACAUUCUCCGUCUUGGCUUGCAGUGGCGAACCAUCAUUGGCGAUUCACAGUCCGGCCCCCCUGAACCCGUUACGCGGGAGCAAGUUCUGGAACGACUUAAGGCACAAGAAGCGAUUCCCACAGCUCCGAUAGAGGAGCAAGUUGCUGCCUUGGAGCGGUGCUUCACCGAGGCCGUGAUCGGGUACUUCGGGCGGCGUAACUGGCCCAACGCUGCCAACGUUGUCGUCCAGCUGUUUGGGCGCUUCGGCGACCGGCUCUGGGUCCCAACCAGCAUGAAUACCGAUGAAGUUCAGGAAGUUAUUGGUGGACAGUUGUCCAGGACGGAGGUGACGGGGUUAUGGGAGGAGGUGACCCAACACAUUAUAGCAUUCGUCGAUGCCAGAGGUGCUGACCGUGCCAAUGAUCGUAAUGAAGAAGAGGUGGAACAACAACAACAACAACAACAACAGCAACAGCAACAGCAACAGCAUCAGCAUCAACCACAACAACAACAACAGCAACAACAAAGGCAGCAACACACUGCCAGAGGUGGUCGUCAGCCACAGCGUCAACACCUGCGCUACUCGACCAGUGGCGAUCACGUCACCCUAGGCACCGAGAACAUGGACGAGGAUCCAUAA